Messenger RNA from Fimicolochytrium jonesii, 393 nucleotides. RefSeq lists its product as uncharacterized. NCBI's taxonomy places the organism in Eukaryota, Fungi, Chytridiomycota, Chytridiomycetes, Spizellomycetales, Powellomycetaceae. The record is from RefSeq and is a predicted model, not a curated record. The transcript has a single exon. The coding region runs from base 1 to 393 and encodes 130 amino acids.
AUGGCAGACCACCUUCACCCAAAACCUACUACUCUACCCACAGAUCCACCACCCACACAUCCCAACCACGAGGAGGAAGAAGGAGAGGAACCUACUCUGACCGAAUCCCAUACCACGCAUCCCGCCGUCGACAAAGACUACCCACAAAACCGAAAACAGGUCACUUCAACCGACUUGGGUAACAACGCCUCUAGUGACGACGACGAUGGGCCCAAAUGGGACUCAUUCGAUGAAGAGGAACAGGCGCAGUGGCGCAAAGAGGCAGAGGAAUACCAUCAGUUGUCUGACGAGGAGAAGAAGAGGUUACACGACGAGCACGCCGAGAAGCUGCGUGUUGCGGCGGCUGGAUGGCCUGACCCUCGAACCAUCAAGUGGGGUCCGCCUUUCGACUAG